Messenger RNA from Octopus bimaculoides (California two-spot octopus), 5253 nucleotides. RefSeq names its product ER degradation-enhancing alpha-mannosidase-like protein 1. Lineage: Eukaryota; Metazoa; Mollusca; Cephalopoda; Octopoda; Octopodidae. Gene Ontology annotation, biological process: mannose trimming involved in glycoprotein ERAD pathway; endoplasmic reticulum mannose trimming; carbohydrate metabolic process. Gene Ontology annotation, molecular function: mannosyl-oligosaccharide 1,2-alpha-mannosidase activity; calcium ion binding. Gene Ontology annotation, cellular component: membrane. The record is from RefSeq and is a predicted model, not a curated record.
UGACAACUUCCGCUUGAGAACUAAAGGUUGUUAGGCUUCUAUUUUUUAUGUGCGCUACUAUUACGCAUGUUCACACAUUAGUAGGAGGUUACGAACUCUGGGUGCAUAGUAAAACAAGAUAUUAAGAAGUCAUUGUAGAUAUAUUCAAUCUAGAGAAACACUACAUGUGUUUGAUCAAAUAACUAUGAAACUAUUAUUAACGCUGAUGCCACGGAAAUAAUCUGCUACUAUUAAAUAAUGGUUAUAUUGAAAACAGCGAAUCGCUCUAGAAAAAAACGAUAAUUGUGAGCUGAUAUCAAAUACAACAGACGUAUCAGCUAAUCAGAUAUAUAAAUACAUACCAUUUGUUAUAAUAAAAUUUCCAUGGAUCAGUAUUAUGUUGGGAAAACUAUCGAUAAUUAUUCUCUUGCUUUGCUUAUGUAUUCUGGUGAAAGGUCGCUUGUACCUCUUCCAGAAGGACUGGGGUCGCCACGAUGUCAAGUACGGCCACUUCUCCGAGAAGGAGCGUCUAAACAUGCUUCAAAAGGUCCGGGAGAUGUUCAACUUCGGUUAUGACAACUACAUGAAAUAUGCAUUUCCUAAAGACGAACUAAAUCCUCACAGCUGUCAUGGUCGUGGCCCUGAUUAUGACAACCCUUCCAAUAUCAAUAUAAAUGAUGUCUUAGGAGAUUAUGCAUUGACCCUUGUUGAUGCUUUGGACACACUUGCAAUUAUGGGGAAUAGUAGUGAAUUCCAACGUGCAGUAAAAUUGGUUGUAGAGCGUGUAUCAUUUGACAAGAAUAACACUGUCCAAGUGUUUGAGGCAACCAUCAGAGUUCUUGGAGCCCUUCUCUCUGCUCAUUUGAUCAUUACUGAUCCCCACCAACCAUUUGGAAAUAUGAAUUUGUUUGAGUACAAUGAUGAGCUCCUUCAUCUUUCUCAUGAUCUUGCCUCUCGUCUCCUGCCUGCUUUUCAGGCUACUUCAACCGGUAUUCCUUAUCCAAGAAUAAACUUAAAGAAAGGUGUUCCUCCUAAUUGUUUGAACGAAACAUGUACCUCAGGUGCAGGCACACUCCUGCUUGAAUUUGGUGUACUCUCACGUCUAUUAGGUGAUCCUGUUUAUGAGUCUGUAGCUCGACGAGCUGUUGAAUCUCUAUGGAAAUACAAGUCUAAUGUCACUGGAUUAUUAGGUAAUGUAAUUAAUAUACAAACUGGAGAAUGGGUUGGCAUCAUGAGUGGACUUGGAGCUGGUCUUGAUUCCUUUUAUGAAUACUUGCUCAAGUCUUUCAUUAUGUUUGGUGAUAAUGAAGAUCUGAAAAAAUUUAAUGAAUCCUAUGAAACAAUAAAAUUCCACAUGCGAAGAGGGAGGGUGCACUGUAAUAAAGGAUUGGGCCAUCCCCCUUUGUAUGUGAAUGUCAACAUGAAAACAGGAGACACUGUUAACAAUUGGGUCGACUCAUUGCAAGCAGCUUGGUCUGCUCUUCAGGUGCUUAAUGGAGAUGUUGAAGAGGCAAUCUGUACUCAUGCCUUCUUUCAUACAAUAUGGAAGAAAUAUGGUGUUCUUCCUGAACGUUUCAACUGGCAGUUUAAAGCAACUGAUCUUCAGUUUUACCCUCUUCGUCCAGAACUGGUUGAGUCAACGUACUUUCUUUAUCAAGCUACAAGAAACCCCUUCUACCUCCAUGUUGGCAAAGAAAUUAUCCAUAGUCUCAACACGCACACAAGAACCAAGUGUGGUUAUGCAACCAUCCACAAUGUUCAUCGAAUGGAUCAGGAAGACCGAAUGGAAAGUUUUUUUCUUAGUGAAACUUGUAAAUAUUUAUAUCUGUUAUUUGAUAAAGACAACCAUCUCAAUAAAGAAGCCAUCAACUAUAUAUUCAGUACAGAAGGCCAUGUUUUCCCUAUCAACAGUAGAUUCAGGACUAAAAAAUACAAAGAUUACCCACAACAUACACGUUUAAAACCUUCAGUUUCAGUUGUAGAUCCAGUCCCUAAAAACCACUCUCAGUGUAACAACAUUCCUGUUGAAUUAAGGUAUUUCCUUCCUGUGAAGAGUGUCUAUUUGGAACAGAUUGAACAAGCUGUUGGAUUACAGGACUCUCUGUGAAGAUGUCACCAUCGCCCCCUCCCCCCCUGUUCUAUCUCCCUCUCUUUUAAACUGUCUUUCUAAAUGUCUAUCUAUCUCUAACAACAACUGCUUUAGCUCUUAUUGUCUGCAAAAUGUUCAUCACAGAAUGAAAUUAAAGAUCUCACCUAACAUCUAUCAGUUCAUUGUUAAAGUAUUCAGUGUAACCAUGUUUCAACUGCUGAAAAGAACUCCUUCAUCAUAGUUACCAUUUUGUCACACUUGAUUCCACUCCAUUCUCUAUUACUUUGAGAUAAUUUACCUGCAUAUUUGCUAAUUGCAGAUAUCUUGAAAUGCCAUUAUCUAAAGCUGCUAAUAUCUUUACAACACACCUAUUCUACUGUACACUGGGUUAAUUGAAAAUUGUUUUAAGUAAAGCAGUUUCAUACAAUUUAAACUUUAUAUUCCUUUGCAUAACAGUAUCAUAAAAUGACUUCUUCAGAGAUUGAAUCUUCUCUCUAUUUUAACUCUAAGAUUACAUAAUUUUACUGUAGAUUUUAAAAUACUUGCCAAUUUAAUCUUUACCCCCAAAAUGUAUAGAAACAAUUAAUCAAGUGGAAGCUGAUAUUUACAAGUCACUAUUUACUAACUUGGAGACAUCUAAUGAAGCUAGCAAGUUUUAUUUAUGAAAUGCAAACAAAAGUCUAUUUUUGCAUCCAUUUGUGGCAUCUAAAAUGUUUAUUUUUAUUAAUUUUUUUUUUUUUUCAAUAAAAAAAAUGUUUAUGUAUAAAAUUUUUCUUUUGAAAAAUUUGCAAACCAAUCAUAUGACUUGCUUCUAGCAUAAGCAUAAGGCCAGAAAUUUGGAUGGAUAGGGGGUUGGUCAAUUAAAUUCACCCCAGUACUUAACUGGUACUUUAUUUUAUUGACUUUAAUACUGAUGAAAGGCAAAAUUGAGCUCAGCAGAAUUUUAAAUCAGAAUGUAAAGAACUGAAAUAAAUACUAUAAGGCAUUUAGUCUGAGUUCAUUAUUCAGCCAAUCCAACAUGUUUUAGUUAUAAUAAUAAUAAUUGGAAGUGUUAUUUAUACCCGUUUAGUCUUGGUGUAAAAAAAGGGCUACAGCAAAUAUUUUGCUCAAUACCACAGAUCUUAACCAGCUGAGCAUGUCCCUUAGUGGGUGAUGAUAUGUGCAUCUCUGAUCAUGAGCAGGAAUAAUUGGGGAACAUCAUAGCCAUAUGUUGAGAGGAAUCUGUUGGGGAUUGAAUAAUUCUCCUUUGGAAACAUGGUUGUUUCAUUUGUCAUUGUUAAACAAUCUUCAUUCAAAGACCUUUUAAGGUGGGUGGGCUACUUGACCUCAAGAAAAUUCUAAUUUGAUCCCAUCUGCAAGCUCAUGCACUGUUUAGCUUGAUAUGAGGUCACCAUGUCAUGCACAUAUGAUUGUGAUGCAUGUGCCUGGUGUACCCUUAUCAGACAGGUAAUCAUGAUGGGUAUAUUGGGCUUCAUAUAUUUGUACCCCAGCUUUGAUGGUAUGCACUGCUUUUUCAUUCAGUAAUAAUAAUAAUUAUAAUGAUGAUGAUGACCUUUUAAAACUUUGACACAAUGUUGUCACACAUUUUGUAGAAAGGAAAUAGUUGAUUUUAUUAAGUAAAGACAACCAUAGAUUAGAUCUGAACUCAAACAUAACAGUACAUAGCUAAAAACCGCAUAGGUGCCUAAAUUGAUCUUGCCAAGAUGCAAGAGCAUGUUUCCACACAUUCUCAAAUUCAAUCCCUUGCAUGUCAAGUUGUAGGGCUAAUUGAGCAAUCCUUGUCUAUGAAAUUUCUGGCUUUGUAUCUUUGUUAAAAACAAGAAGGAAUAUAGUGCAUCCAUUUGAAAUACCAAUAGAUUAAUACUUAUAUUUGCCAAUUUUCAUUUACCAUAACAUCAUUUGAAUUAUUAUUGUUUAGCAUAUCAGCAUUUGGGACAUUAGUAUUCAGGGUUUACCUAAUGAAAUUUACUUCUCUAUUCUGCUUGUUCUCAAUGUCUCCUCUCCUCCACAUCAACACUUUCUCAUAUUAAUGUUAUGAUUGCUUCUGUUACAAUUUUAGUAUCAACACAGAAGCUAUUCAGCCAGAUACCUGGAUUUUUUUUACUUUAUCUACAUGUUUGGCAUAUAGGCAAACCCUGUAAAUUUGUUUUGUAUUGCAGCCUUUACAUAAGAAAGGCAUUUGAAAUUUAAUGUAUUUUCCACAUUGUUCAUCAAAUCUGUUCUUGACUUGGCAGCCUCUUUUGGUUAUUGGUUACACAUUGAAAAACUAUUUAUGAAUAUUGUAAAGGAUUUUAUUGAACCUUACAGUCAGUAACCAUUUGUUGAUUCUGUGAUUUCUAUUAUAUUUCAAUUUGAAAACAAAAUUUAAUGCUUAUUUCUAGUGUGAUGAAGAAGAGUUCAAACUACAUGGUUACUUAACCAAGCUACUUUUCCUCUACUACAUGAGGUUCAAAAAAAUUCAACUUUUCAGUAACAAGACAAAAACAAAACAGCUCUUUGACUGAAUUUUUUUAACAAUGUUCUGUUAUGUUACAUUUUUUUUCCCUUCCUCUAACACAUUUGCAAUAUGUCUUCCUGACUAAUGAUUCCUACUAAAAUUUUGAAGAAGGGGAAAAAAACUUAUUUUCAAGGACUUGACUUUCUUGAAUAUUACAGUGGAUGGAUUUAUUUUUAUGCGUCUUUGUUUUUAUGAAUUACAUGCGUUUAUACACACAUAUAUACACACACACACACACACAACACGUGUUGCAUCACAUUACACAUAUGGAUGCGUUUAUAGACGUCAGAAGAUACAAUAAUUAAUUUUUAACAAAACUGACUCUCUAUCAUACUGAUAAACUUGUAUAUGCAUAUGUGUACUUAUACAUAUAGGGGCAUAGACAAACAAAUGUACAGUUUGUAUAUGUUCCAUGUCAUAUACAUACAUUUCAUACAGGUACAUAUAAACACACACACACACAUGCACGUGCAUGUAUAUGCAUAUAUAUGUAUAAUGUAUCAAUAAUGUAUAUAUAUAAUGUAAUGUAUCAACAAUAAUGUAUAUGUAUAUACAUGUAUAUAACAUAUAUGUAAUAUAUAUAAUAUAAUACAUAUAUGUAUUGUAUAUAAUAUACAUAUAUAUAUAAUAUAAUGUAUAUGUGUGUGUAUAUAUAUAUAUAUAUAUAUAUAUGUAUAUAUGUAUGUAU